GUUUCUUACACAGAUGAUAAAUUCUCUCUACACACCCCAUUGUUUCUGCUAGCGAGCCCACCAUCUGCCUUUUCUAAUUAGCGGACGUCAAAGCCCUCGCGGCCGUGGUACUGUGUCUCAAUUUCUUGCCGGAAUCGCAUAACCGAGUCAAAGAAGUCUGAAAAGUCAUGGGUAAGGACGCCAAAGCAAAGGAGUCAGGAGGGAAGGGCAAGGGAAAACAGGCAGCGGGUGCAAGUGAUGAUAGUGCUUCAAAGGGUAAGGGAAAAGCUGCAAAGGCAGAUGGGCUUGGCACCUGCACAUAUGUCAAAGCAAGGCAUAUCUUAUGCGAGAAACAAGGGAAGAUUAAUGAAGCCUACAAGAAGUUGCAAGAUGGCUGGCUUAGUAAUGGAGACAAGGUUCCACCAGCUGAGUUUGCCAAAAUAGCAGCAGAAUAUUCAGAGUGUCCAUCAGGGAAGAAGGGUGGUGACCUGGGUUGGUUUCCGCGAGGGAAGAUGGCUGGACCAUUUCAGGAGGUUGCCUUCAACACACCUGUUGGAGUUACUAGUGCACCAUUUAAAUCAACACAUGGAUACCACAUCAUCUUGAGCGAGGGAAGGAAGAAUUGAUAGAACCUGGCUGUGAAAUUUAGUCUGUGUUGGAUUAUUGGCCGUGAAUCGAAGUAAACGUGGUGCAUUUUGUUUCUGAGACUUGGCUUGACUGUGUCAUGAUAUUUUGAACAUAAUCGACUCGAUGAUGGUUCAUCUUUUUAUGAUGUUGACUUGAUAAAGCUCCCUUUAGUCAUUGUUAUGAAAUGUUAUAUAGUUCAUCUGUUGAGUUGA
Rhododendron vialii is the source of this 818-nucleotide messenger RNA. RefSeq lists its product as uncharacterized. The record is from RefSeq and is a predicted model, not a curated record. Gene Ontology annotation, biological process: rRNA processing. The transcript has 5 exons. Gene Ontology annotation, molecular function: DNA binding; peptidyl-prolyl cis-trans isomerase activity. Bases 168 to 605 code for a protein of 145 amino acids. NCBI's taxonomy places the organism in Eukaryota, Viridiplantae, Streptophyta, Magnoliopsida, Ericales, Ericaceae.